Dracunculus medinensis (Guinea worm) is the source of this 663-nucleotide messenger RNA. The record is from the annotation of a GenBank genome assembly. NCBI's taxonomy places the organism in Eukaryota, Metazoa, Nematoda, Chromadorea, Rhabditida, Dracunculidae.
AUGAGUGAAGGGGAUGCUGCAGAAUUGAAAACGGAAUAUUUCAAAUUCUGUAAAGCUUUCACCUCUCGAAUGAUUCAAAUAUUGGUUCAGUCGAGAAUGGGUGAACCUAUAAAUCAAUCUUGUUUAGCAAAACCGGAUAGUUCAGAUUGGUUCAAUAUACGUAUAGAUGAAUAUGGUGAGAUCGCUGCUUAUUUGCGUGCAAAUAUUUUAAAGUAUCCUCCAUUGAUACCAGCGUUUACUCUUGAUUUUUUACUCUAUACUGCUGAAAAAAAUAUAUUGCCACUGGAAUCAUGUAAUGUUGAUCCAUUGACCAAAAAUGCUCGUACCAUCAAUAAUACACAGCUAUACCAUCAGCUGGGUACUCUUCUUAAAUCGAUUGUUAUCGCUGCAAGAAUAACCCCUUUAUUUCGAUAUUAUGUAAGAAAACAGUGUUCGGAAACAUUCGUUAUUUUAUACCGAGUAAGUUUUGAACCAGAUUUGGACCUUGGUCAAGAUCGAACAGAGCUUUGCAUUGGAUGUUACCCAUCCCCUUAUGGUCAACUAUCUGUGGACCUUUUAUUCCGAACACGAAUGGAAAUAAUUCCGUAUGUUUUAUUAAUUUUGCCAGCAUUUUUAAUCUGUAAUAAUAAUAAUAUAUUAAAGCUCAUUGUCUGGUUGUUAUAG